AUGGUGCGCUAUUCACUCGACCCAGAAAACCCCACAAAAUCAUGCAAAUCAAGAGGUUCAAAUCUUUGUGUUCACUUUAAGAACACUCGUGAGACUGCCCAGGCCAUAAAGGGUAUGCAUAUCCGAAAAGCCACCAAGUAUCUGAAGGAUGUCACUUUAAAGAAGCAAUGCGUGCCAUUCCGUCGUUACAAUGGUGGAGUUGGUAGGUGUGCACAGGCCAAACAGUGGGGCUGGACGCAGGGUCGGUGGCCCAAAAAGAGUGCUGAAUUUUUACUACAUAUGCUCAAAAAUGCAGAGAGUAAUGCUGAACUUAAGGGCUUAGAUGUAGAUUCUCUGGUCAUUGAGCACAUCCAAGUGAACAAAGCCCCCAAGAUGCGGCUCAAGACUUAA
This is a messenger RNA of Rangifer tarandus platyrhynchus (Svalbard reindeer), 390 nucleotides long. Lineage: Eukaryota; Metazoa; Chordata; Mammalia; Artiodactyla; Cervidae. The record is from the annotation of a GenBank genome assembly.